Cebus imitator (Panamanian white-faced capuchin) is the source of this 963-nucleotide messenger RNA. Its product is annotated as olfactory receptor 5C1. Lineage: Eukaryota; Metazoa; Chordata; Mammalia; Primates; Cebidae. Gene Ontology annotation, cellular component: membrane. The record is from RefSeq and is a predicted model, not a curated record. Gene Ontology annotation, molecular function: olfactory receptor activity; odorant binding; G protein-coupled receptor activity. Gene Ontology annotation, biological process: G protein-coupled receptor signaling pathway; sensory perception of smell.
AUGAACUCAGAGAACCUCACCUGGGCCAUGGGUGCCCCUGGUGAAUUCAUCCUCCUCGGCAUCACGAAUCGCCAGGACCUGUAUGUGGCCCUCUUCCUGACCUGCCUGCCUGUCUACCUGGUGAGUCUGCUGGGAAACAUGAGCAUGGCGCUGCUGAUCCGCGUGGAUGCCCGGCUCCACACACCUAUGUACUUCUUCCUGGCCAACCUCUCCCUGCUGGAUGCCUGCUAUUCCUCCGCCAUUGGUCCCAAGAUGCUAGUGGACCUGCUGCUGCCCCAAGCCACCAUCCCUUACACAGCCUGUGCUCUCCAGAUGUUUGUCUUUGCAGGUCUGGCUGACACCGAGUGUUGCUUACUGGCAGCCAUGGCCUAUGACCGCUAUGUGGCCAUCAGAAAACCGCUUCUCUAUACAACAGCUAUGUCACAGCAACUAUGCCUGGCCUUGCUGGGUGUUUCGGGCCUGGGUGGGCCAGUGAGCGCCUUCGUUCACACAACCCUCACCUUCCGACUGAGUUUCUGCCACUCCCGGGAGAUCAAUAGCUUCUUCUGCGACAUCCCUCCACUGCUGGCCAUCUCAUGCAGUGACACCAGUCUCAAUGAACUCCUUCUCUUCGCCAUCUGUGGCUUCAUCCAGACAGCCACGGUGUUAGCUAUCACAGUGUCUUAUGGUUUCAUCGCUCAGGCUGUGAUCCACAUGCACUCAGUCGAGGGCCGUCGACAAGCAGCCUCCACCUGUGGAUCCCACCUCACAGCUGUGGCCAUGAUGUACGGGACACUCAUUUUCAUGUACCUGCGCCCCAGCUCCAGCUAUGCCCUGGACACUGACAAGAUGUCCUCUGUGUUCUAUACCCUGGUCAUCCCGGCUCUCAACCCGCUCAUCUACAGCCUCCGCAACAAGGAGGUCAAGGAGGCCCUCAGGCGGACCUGGAGCCGAUUCCGCUGUCCAGGACAGGGGCCCCAGUGA